AUGUCUAAUGGAUAUCGCACUCUGUCCCAGCACCUCAAUGACCUGAAGAAGGAGAACUUCAGCCUCAAGCUGCGCAUCUACUUCCUGGAGGAGCGCAUGCAACAGAAGUAUGAGGCCAGCCGGGAGGACAUCUACAAGCGGAACAUUGAGCUGAAGGUUGAAGUGGAGAGCUUGAAACGAGAACUCCAGGACAAGAAACAGCAUCUGGAUAAAACAUGGGCUGAUGUGGAGAAUCUCAACAGUCAGAAUGAAGCUGAGCUCCGACGCCAGUUUGAGGAGCGACAGCAGGAGACGGAGCAUGUGUAUGAGCUCUUGGAGAAUAAGAUCCAGCUUCUGCAGGAGGAAUCCAGGCUAGCAAAGAAUGAAGCUGCACGGAUGGCAGCUCUGGUGGAAGCAGAGAAGGAGUGUAACCUGGAGCUCUCAGAGAAACUGAAGGGAGUCACCAAAAACUGGGAAGAUGUACCAGGAGACCAGGUCAAGCCCGACCAAUACGCUGAGGCCCUGGCCCAGAGGGACAAGAGAAUCGAAGAACUGAAUCAGAGCCUGGCUGCCCAGGAGAGGCUUGUAGAACAGCUAUAUCAGGAGAAACAACAAUUGCUACAUCUGUUGGAGGAGCCAACUAGCAUGGAAGUGCAGCCCAUGACUGAAGAGUUACUCAAACAACAAAAGCUGAAUUCACAUGAGACCACUAUAACUCAGCAGUCUGUAUCUGAUUCCCACUUGGCAGAACUCCAGGAAAAAAUCCAGCAAACAGAGGCCACCAACAAGAUUCUUCAAGAGAAACUUAAUGAAAUGAGCUAUGAACUAAAGUGUGCUCAGGAGUCGUCUCAAAAGCAAGAUGGUACAAUUCAGAACCUCAAGGAAACUCUGAAAAGCAGGGAAAGUGAGACUGAGGAGUUGUACCAGGUGAUUGAAGGUCAAAAUGACACAAUGGCAAAGCUUCGAGAAAUGCUGCACCAAAGCCAGCUGGGACAGCUUCACAGCUCAGAAGGUACUUCCCCAGCUCAGCAACAGGUGGCUCUGCUUGAUCUUCAGAGUGCUUUAUUCUGCAGCCAGCUGGAAAUACAGAAGCUCCAGAGGGUGGUACGACAGAAAGAGCGCCAACUGGCUGAUGCCAAACAAUGUGUGCAAUUUGUAGAGGCUGCAGCACACGAGAGUGAACAGCAGAAAGAGGCUUCUUGGAAACAUAACCAGGAAUUGCGGAAAGCCUUGCAGCAGCUACAAGAAGAAUUGCAGAAUAAGAGCCAACAGCUUCGCGCCUGGGAGGCUGAAAAAUACAAUGAGAUUCGAACCCAGGAACAAAACAUCCAGCACCUAAACCAUAGUCUGAGUCACAAGGAGCAAUUGCUUCAGGAAUUUCGGGAGCUCCUACAAUAUCGAGAUAACUCAGACAAAACCCUUGAAGCAAGUGAAAUGUUGCUUGAGAAACUUCGCCAGCGCAUACAUGAUAAAGCUGUUGCUCUGGAGCGGGCUAUAGAUGAAAAAUUCUCUGCUCUAGAAGAGAAAGAAAAAGAACUGCACCAGCUUCGUCUUGCUGUGAGAGAGCGAGAUCAUGACUUAGAGAGACUGCGAGGUGUCCUCUCCUCCAAUGAAACUACUAUGCAAAGUAUGGAGAGUCUCCUGAGGGCCAAAGGCCUGGAAGUGGAACAGUUAUCUACUACCUGUCAAAACCUCCGGUGGCUGAAAGAAGAAAUUGAAACCAAAUUUAGCCAUUGGCAGAAGGAACAAGAGAGUAUCAUUCAGCAGUUACAGACAUCUCUGCAUGAUAGGAACAAAGAAGUGGAGGAUCUUAGUGCAACAUUGCUGUGCAAACUUGGACCAGGGCAGAGUGAGAUAGCAGAGGAGCUGUGCCAGCGUCUACAGCGAAAGGAAAGGAUGCUGCAGGAUCUUCUAAGUGAUCGAAACAAACUAGUGGUGGAACAUGAAAUGGAGAUUCAAGGCCUGCUUCAGUCUAUGAGCACCAGGGAGCAGGAAAGCCAAGCUGCUGCAGAGAAGAUGGUGCAAGCCUUAAUGGAAAGAAAUUCAGAGUUACAGGCCCUGCGCCAAUAUUUAGGAGGGAGAGACUCCCUGAUGUCCCAAGUACCCAUCUCUAACCAACAAGCUGAAGUUACCCCCACUGGCCCCCCUCUUGGAGAACAGACUGAUCAGGGUUCAAUGCAGAUACCUUCCAGAGAUGGUAGCACUUCAUUGACUGCCAAAGAGGAUGCCAGCAUACCCAGAUCCACAUUAGGAGACUUGGACACAGUUGCAGGGCUAGAAAAAGAACUGAGUAAUGCCAAAGAGGAACUUGAACUCAUGGCUAAAAAAGAAAGAGAAAGUCAGAUGGAACUUUCUGCUCUACAGUCCAUGAUGGCUGUGCAAGAAGAAGAGCUGCAGGUGCAGGCUGCUGAUAUGGAGUCUCUGACCAGGAACAUACAGAUUAAAGAAGAUCUCAUAAAGGACCUGCAAAUGCAACUGGUUGAUCCUGAAGACAUACCAGCUAUGGAACGCCUGACCCAAGAAGUCUUACUUCUUCGGGAAAAAGUUGCUUCAGUAGAAUCCCAGGGUCAAGAAAUUUCAGGAAACCGAAGACAACAGUUGCUGCUGAUGCUAGAAGGACUAGUAGAUGAACGGAGUCGGCUCAAUGAGGCCUUACAAGCAGAGAGACAGCUGUAUAGCAGUCUGGUGAAGUUCCAUGCCCAUCCAGAGAGCUCUGAGAGAGACCGAACUCUGCAGGUGGAACUGGAAGGGGCUCAGGUGUUACGCAGUCGGCUAGAAGAAGUUCUUGGAAGAAGCUUGGAGCGCUUAAACAGGCUGGAGACCCUGGCCGCCAUUGGAGGUGCAGCUGCAGGGGAUGACACGGAAGAUGCAAGCACUGAGUUCACUGACAGUAUUGAGGAGGAAGCCACACACCAUAGUCACCAGCAACUUGUCAAGGUGGCUUUGGAGAAAAGUCUGGCAACUGUGGAGACCCAGAACCCAUCUUUUUCCCCUCCUUCCCCAGUGGGAGGGGACAGUAACAAGUGUCUUCAGGAAGAAAUACUCCACCUGAGGGCUGAGAUCCACCAGCACUUAGAAGAGAAGAGGAAAGCUGAGGAGGAACUGAAGGAGCUAAAGGCUCAAAUUGAGGAAGCAGGAUUCUCCUCAGUGUCCCACAUCAGGAACACCAUGCUGAGCCUUUGCCUUGAGAAUGCAGAGCUGAAAGAGCAGAUGGGAGAAGCAAUGUCUGAUGGAUGGGAGAUCGAGGAAGACAAGGAGAAGGGCGAGGUGAUGGUUGAGACUGUGGUAGCCAAAGAGGGUCUGAGUGAGAGUAGCCUUCAGGCUGAGUUCAGAAAGCUCCAGGGAAAACUGAAGAAUGCCCACAAUAUCAUCAACCUCCUCAAAGAACAACUUGUGCUGAGUAGCAAAGAAGGGAAUAGUAAACUUACUCCAGAUCUCCUUGUGCAUCUGACCAGCACCAUCGACAGAAUAAACACAGAACUGAUUGGUUCUCCUGGGAAGCACCACCACCAAGAGGAGGGGAAUGUGAAUAUGAGGCCUUGCCCCAGACCCCAGAGACUUGACCUUGGGGCUACCUUCACAGUGGAUGCCCACCAAUUGGAUAACCAGUCCCAGCCUCAUGACCCUGGGCCUCAGUCAGCAUUUAGCCUACCAGGGUCCACUCAGCACUUACGCUCCCAGCUGUCACAAUGCAAACAACGCUAUCAAGAUCUCCAGGAGAAGCUGCUGCUAUCAGAAGCCACUGUCUUUGCUCAGGCUAAUGAGCUGGAGAAAUACAGAGUUAUACUUACAGGUGAAUCCUUGGUGAAGCAGGACAGCAAGCAGGUCCAGGUGGACCUCCAGGACCUGGGCUAUGAGACUUGUGGCCGAAGCGAGAAUGAGGCUGAACGGGAGGAAACCACCAGUCCCGAGUGUGAGGAGCACAACAGCCUCAAGGAGAUGGUCCUGAUGGAGGGGCUGUGCUCUGAGCAGGGGCGCCGGGGCUCAACGCUGGCUGGUUCCUCCAAGAGGAAGCCCUUGGAGAACCAGCUAGGGAAGCAGGAAGACUUCCGGGUAUAUGGAAAGUCAGAAAACAUCUUGGUCCUACGGAAGGACAUCAAAGAUCUGAAGGCCCAGCUGCAGAAUGCCAACAAGAUCAUUCAAAACCUCAAGAGCCGGGUCCGGUCCCUCUCGGUUACAAGUGAUUAUUCGUCUAGUCUGGAAAGACCCCGGAAGCUGAGAGCUGUUGGCACCCUGGAGGGGUCUUCACCUCAUAGUGUCCCUGAUGAGGAUGAGGGGUGGCUGUCUGAUGGCACUGGGGCUUUCUACUCACCAGGGCUUCAGGCCAAAAAGGACCUGGAAAGCCUCAUCCAGAGAGUAUCCCAGCUGGAGGCCCAGCUCCCAAAAAAUGGACUAGAAGGGAAGCUGGCUGAGGAGCUGAGAUCAGCCUCAUGGCCUGGGAAAUAUGAUUCCCUGAUUCAGGAUCAGGCCCGGGAACUAUCUUACCUACGGCAAAAAAUACGAGAAGGGAGAGGUAUUUGUUAUCUUCUCACCCAGCAUGCAAAAGAUACAGUAAAAUCUUUUGAGGACCUCCUAAGAAGCAAUGACAUUGACUACUACCUGGGACAGAGCUUCCGGGAGCAACUCGCCCAGGGAAGCCAGCUGACAGAGAGGCUCACCAGCAAACUCAGCACCAAGGAUCAUAAAAGUGAGAAAGAUCAAGCUGGACUUGAGCCACUGGCCCUCAGGCUCAGCAGGGAGCUGCAGGAGAAGGAGAAGGUCAUUGAAGUCCUGCAGGCCAAGCUGGAUGCUCGGUCCCUCACACCCUCCAGCAGCCAUGCCUUGUCUGACUCCCACCGCUCUCCCAGCAGCACCUCUUUCCUGUCUGAUGAGCUGGAAGCCUGCUCUGACAUGGACAUAGCCAGCGAGUACACACACUAUGAAGAGAAGAAAGCUUCUCCCGGUCACUCAGAUUCCAUCCAUCAUUCGAGUCAUUCUGCUGUGUUAUCUUCUAAACCAUCAUCAACCAGUGCAUCUCAGGGGGUUAAGGCCGAAUCCAGCAGCAACCCCAUCAUCUUGCCAACUCCCCAGAAUCCCCCCAAGGAGGCCAACCAGGCCCAUUCAGGUGCCAGCACCGUUCCUCCUGCUUCCACAGCUACAUUGCCGAGCAACGACUUGGAAGCCGGCUCUUCCCACUACCUCAACUCUGCCCAGCCUCACUCUCCUCCAAGAGGCACCAUAGAACUGGGAAGAAUCCUGGAGCCUGGGUACCUGGGCAGCAGUGGCCAGUGGGACAUGAUGAGGCCUCAGAAAGGGAGUGUAUCUGGAGACCUAUCCUCAGGCUCCUCUGUGUACCAGCUUAACUCCAAACCCACAGGGGCUGACCUGCUGGAAGAGCAUCUUGGUGAAAUCCGGAACCUGCGCCAGCGCCUGGAGGAGUCCAUCUGCAUCAAUGACCGCCUACGGGAGCAACUGGAACACCGGCUGAGCUCUGCUGCUCGUGGAAGUGGAUCCACCUCAAACUUCUGCAGUCAGGGCCUGGAGUCCAUACCUCAGCUCUGCAAUGAGAACAGAGUCCUCAGGGAAGAAAAUCGAAGACUUCAGGCUCAACUGAGUCAUGUUUCCAGAGAGCACUCCCAAGAAACGGAAAGCCUGAGGGAGGCUCUGCUGUCCUCUCGAUCCCACCUUCAAGAGCUGGAAAAGGAGCUGGAGCACCAGAAGGUGGAAAGGCAGCAGCUUUUGGAAGACCUGAGGGAGAAGCAGCAAGAGGUCUUGCAUUUCAGGGAGGAACGUCUUUCCCUCCAGGAAAACGACUCCAGACUGCAGCACAAGCUGGUCCUUCUGCAGCAACAGUGUGAAGAGAAACAGCAGCUCUUUGAGUCCCUCCAGUCAGAGCUACAAAUCUACGAAGCACUUUAUGGCAAUUCCAAGAAGGGACUGAAAGCUUACAGCCUGGAUGCCUGUCACCAAAUCCCUUUGAGCAGUGACCUGAGCCACUUGGUGGCAGAGGUACGAGCUCUGAGAGGGCAGCUGGAGCAGAGCAUUCAGGGGAACAAUUGUCUGCGACUACAGCUGCAACAGCAGCUGGAUAGCAGUGCUGACAAAGCCAGCCUCAGCCCCUCCUCCAUUAACCAGAACUUCCCAGCCAGCGCUGACCCUGGAAACAAGCAGCUGCUCCUCCAAGAUUCAGCUGUGUCCCCUCCAGUCCGGGAUGUUGCGAUGAAUUCCCCAGCUCUGGUCCUCCCCAGCUCUGCUUCCUUGACUCCUGGCUCAGAAACGGCCAUAAUCCACAGAACAAAUGGCUUGGGUUUGGAUACUUCUCCAGUAAUGAAGACCCCUCCCAAGCUGGAGGGUGAUGCUACUGAUGGCUCCUUUGCCAAUAAGCAUGGCCGCCAUGUCAUUGGCCACAUUGAUGACUACAGUGCCCUACGACAGCAGAUUGCGGAGGGCAAGCUGCUGGUCAAAAAGAUAGUGUCUCUUGUGAGGUCAGCGUGCAGCUUCCCUGGCCUUGAAGCCCAAGGCACAGAGGUGCUAGGCAGCAAAAGCAUUCAUGAGCUUCGGAGCAGCACCAGUGCCCUGCACCAUGCCCUGGAGGAGUCGGCUUCCCUCCUCACCGUGUUCUGGAGAGCGGCCCUGCCAAGCACCCGCAUCCCUGUGCUGCCUGGCAAAGUGGGAGAAUCAACAGAAAGGGAACUUCUGGAACUGAGAACCAAAGUAUCCAAACAGGAGCGGCUCCUUCAGAGCACAGCUGAGCGUCUGAAGACCGCGAACCAGCAGAAGGAGAGCAUGGAGCAGUUCAUCGUCAGCCAGCGUGAAAUCCCUAAGGGCUCUGCCGUGUACUCCAGUCUUGUGACCCUUGCCUUCCAGGCACCAUGCAAGAAGCGCAGACACCAGAAGUCCUUAAAACAGCAGGAAAGGUGGGCCUGUCCCCCUUUUGCGCAGCUACCUAUCUGCUGAGGAGCAUCUGGGCCUCGUUCCUCCAAAUCCACUGGAGGGUCCAGAAGAGGCAGUCAGAGAUAUAUCCUGGUGGAGCUGGGAGAAAGCCAGAAAGCCUUUCUGAGAGCUAUGGAAUACCGUUAGCCAAGGUCCACUUGGCCCAGCACUAGGCAGAAGAUGCGUAGUUUGCAUAGAAGGUUUCGUGGUACUGCUUCUCAACAGCCCCAGCCACUUGGGAACUAGCAACAGCACAUUUCUUGCCUCAUCGGCUGUCCUAAGACGGAAAGCUCAGUGGAUAUAGGACCCUGAGUCCGAUGAAUGGGGCACGUGGUCCCAAUGCUGGAGCUCCUCUGGCAGGUUCUAAAAGCACACUACUGAGCAGCGGUGCCCUGCCGGACACUGCUGGCAGCGCUCAGUGAGCACUACUCACAGAUCCACACCUGACCCUGCUGGGUCGAGUCAGGCUGGGCUUUGGUCUGCACUGCAGCACCUGCGUUCUUUGAGUUCACAUCAUGAAUGUGGUGACUUCCCAGAUACCAUCUCAGGCUUAACCUAGCACAUCCGAUUUCUUUUCUUCUAUGAUAUCCAUAUUGGACUGACCUCACUUCAAAUAUGCUGUCCCAUUUUGUCAUCCUAUCUUACCUCGGGGAAAUUGGGGACUGAUGGCCAGACCAAUUCUGUUUAAAUUCUUGCAUAGAGCAAACCUGUGCUCAUUUUUAAGUGGCAUGGGAGAGGCCCCCAGCCAUAGUAAAGCCUAGUCUGUGUCUUCACAGUGCUGGUAGAAUGUGUUGUGUGUAUAAAUGUAUGAUAUAGAUUUAUAUAUGUUGCUAUCGCCAUAUAUUGAAGGCCAGCAUAACCGGUGGACAGGGUGGGUGACAGAAAAUGAAAGUCUUUUUGGUGAUUAUUAAAGCAAAAUGUGUAUAAAGAAAUAAAUAGUUUUUCUUUC
This is a messenger RNA of Piliocolobus tephrosceles (Ugandan red Colobus), 7840 nucleotides long. RefSeq names its product myomegalin. Bases 1 to 6915 code for a protein of 2304 amino acids. NCBI's taxonomy places the organism in Eukaryota, Metazoa, Chordata, Mammalia, Primates, Cercopithecidae. The transcript has 42 exons. Gene Ontology annotation, molecular function: gamma-tubulin binding; microtubule binding; molecular adaptor activity. Gene Ontology annotation, cellular component: Golgi apparatus; microtubule plus-end; pericentriolar material. Gene Ontology annotation, biological process: regulation of mitotic cell cycle spindle assembly checkpoint; positive regulation of microtubule nucleation; establishment of mitotic spindle orientation. The record is from RefSeq and is a predicted model, not a curated record.